Podarcis lilfordi (Lilford's wall lizard) is the source of this 477-nucleotide messenger RNA. NCBI's taxonomy places the organism in Eukaryota, Metazoa, Chordata, Lepidosauria, Squamata, Lacertidae. The record is from the annotation of a GenBank genome assembly.
AUGAAGAUCCUUGUGAAGGAACUUGCUUUCACUAAAGGUCAGAGAGAGAAGACUGGUUCUAUUGGACCACAUCAGAUUGGCUUGCCAGAUCUAUCUGUGCAUAACACACAAGUCAAAAAGCAGAAGCAGCAAGAAGACAAGAAAAGAAGGCUUGCUGCAUAUAAGCAGAGAAGUAAGCAGGAUGGUUCAAUACCAUCAAAUGAAAUAAUUUUAUCUGCUAAUGAAAAUGAAGAACAAAUAGCUGAUGCCCAAGAUGGAAAUGGUGGAAGUUAUGCACUGAAAUUAGGAAAACCAAGUAGUUCUUCCAUUUCUAAUAAAAAUACAGAGUACAACACAUUAGAAAUACAUAAUAUUGCCAUGCAGAGCAUCAUAUAUGGUAUUGGCCUGUGUGCCAUAGCUGUCAUCAGCACAGCCACCUUUAUAGAUGCUGCCUUGAUCACUGAAGAAGACAAGAGACUUGUAGUUGGAUCACAGUAA